This is a messenger RNA of Boleophthalmus pectinirostris (great blue-spotted mudskipper), 4222 nucleotides long. Its product is annotated as lathosterol oxidase-like. The transcript is spliced from 6 exons. Lineage: Eukaryota; Metazoa; Chordata; Actinopteri; Gobiiformes; Gobiidae. Gene Ontology annotation, molecular function: oxidoreductase activity; iron ion binding. The coding region runs from base 57 to 947 and encodes 296 amino acids. The record is from RefSeq and is a predicted model, not a curated record.
CUUUAGAACGUCCCACAUUUUGUUCCGGUAUCGCAACAGCUCGCGCAGAUCCCAGCAUGGACCUGGUGCUGAACGUGGCCGACCACUAUGUGCUGACCCCGUACGUGUACCCCUCCUCGUGGUCAGAAGAGGGCGCUCUGAGGCAGAUCCUGAGUCUGCUGGUGGUCACAAACCUGGGGGCCGCCGUGCUGUACCUGGGGCUCGGGGCCAUCAGCUACUUCUGCAUCUUUGACCACACGCUCAUGAAGCACCCGCACUUUCUCGAGAACCAGGUGCGGAGGGAGAUCAAGUACGCCAUGACGUCUCUGCCCUGGAUCAGCCUGCCCACCGUGGCCCUGUUCUUCGCCGAGGUGCGGGGAUACAGCAAACUCUACGACAAUGUGUCCGACCACCCGCUGGGCUGGACGGGCUUCAUCCUCAGCGCCGUCUACUUCCUCCUCUUCACCGACAUGUGCAUCUACUGGAUCCACAGGUUUCUGCACCACAAGAGCAUCUACAAGCUGUUCCACAAACCUCACCACAUCUGGAAGGUCCCGACGCCGUUCGCCAGCCACGCCUUCCACCCGGUCGACGGCUUCCUCCAGGGCCUGCCGUACCACCUGUACCCCUUCCUCUUCCCGCUGCACAAGGUCCUGUACCUGGCCCUCUACGUCUUCGUCAACAUCUGGACCAUCUCCAUUCACGACGGGGACUACCGCGUGCCCCGCCUCCUCACGCCCUUCGUCAACGGCUCGGCGCACCACACGGACCACCACCUCUUCUUCGACUACAACUACGGGCAGUACUUCACGCUGUGGGACAGACUCGGGGGGUCGUACCGGCACCCGUCUGCGCUCAUGGGGAAGGGCCCGCUCGAUCUGAUCAGGAGGAUGGAGAAAGAAGGGAGGCUGGGGGAGAGGGAGGAGAAGAAGAACGGAUACAGGGGAAAAAUGGGCAAGGAGGAGUAGAGAGGAGGGACUGCUGUAGAGGUGGGCGAUUUACGUAGGGUGACCAGACGUCUCUAUUUAUCCGGGACAGCCCCAGUUUUGAGUCCUGUGUCCCCUUGUUCCAGAGGGUUUAUCCAGAACCACUGAUUUGUCCCAGUUUUUUACAAGAAAUGUCCCAGGUGUCCCUAGUUUUGACCAGUUUGAUCCCUGCCAACAGUAAAGAGAGACAUAAAUUGUUUGUUUUCCAUAUUUUUGGAAUAUAAGGUAGGGUUGUGUGGUAAUACGGUAUUACGGUACACCGCCCUAUCAAAAAGUAGCAAUGGUCUCAGUUUCAUUACUGUCAUUUAAAAAAAUCUGCAGCACAUAAGGACCUAAUAUAAUAUGUUUCUGUUAACUGUGCGGGGAGAUGACGUUUGAUUAGUUUCAUUCCGCUAAGGGAGACGAAAACAAGACGGCAAGUCUGACUGCGAGCGAGUUUGUCCCCUGCCAAAAAAAUACUAGUACUUCUGCAAUGUGGCAGCAUUUUUGCUUCAGACGCACAUUUCUUUACGUUUUACAGAAACUAAACUUAAAACUGCAUGGCUAAUUUGCAUGAACUGUAUGCACUGAUAAAAACAGCUCGCUUCUUGGGCUGCUGAUGCGGUUCGACUUUUGUUGGACUAAAGGAGACGACUCAGUGGAGUAUAUGUUUUUUCUGUGAAAAGGAUGUUGCGGCUGACGGUGAACAGUGUUGGGGAGUAACAGAUUACAUGUACCAGAGUUAUGUAAUCAGAGUACAAAUUAUGAGUAACUGUAUUCAGUUACAGUUACUGUUUCAGUGAGUGGUAAUUGGAUUACAGUUACUUUGUUGAAAUAAAUGGAUUACACUGCGGUAUUUUCCUGUUUUCACAUUUGGGGCUAUGUCCCUUUUUUUUUUUUUUUUCUCGGUAAUUCCACUCAUUGCCGGACACUAAACCAGGUCUAAACCAGGUCUAAACCAGGUCUAAAACCAGGUCUAAAACCAGGUCUAAAACCAGGUCUAAACCAGGUCUAAACCAGGUCUAAAACCAGGUCUAAACCAGGUCUAAAACCAGGUCUAAACCAGGUCUAAACCAGGUCUAAACCAGGUCUAAACCAGGUCUAAAACCAGGUCUAAAACCAGGUCUAAACCAGGUCUAAACCAGGUCUAAACCAGGUCUAAAACCAGGUCUAAACCAGGUCUAAAACCAGGUCUAAACCAGGUCUAAACCAGGUCUAAAACCAGGUCUAAACCAGGUCUAAACCAGGUCUAAACCAGGUAUAAACCAAAGACUGAACCAGGUCCAAACCAGGUCUAAAACCAGAUCUAAACCAGGAUUUAACAGGACUAAAUCAUGCUCAUUCUAUCAAUAAUAUUUUUAAUUUGGUUAAUUAAAGUCUGGGCUUUUUUAUUUUCUUUUAGCAGACAAAACAUCUUAUGUGAAGAUUUUCUAGUUUUUGCUUCUCUACAGAAAAUCAAGUAAUCCAAAGUAUUCAGAUUACGUUACUCACCUAAAGUCACUUAAUGGAUUAUGUUACAAACUACAUUUUGGUGUGUGUAAUCUGUAAUCUGUAGGGGAAUACAUUUUAAAAGUCACCUUCCCAACACUGGUGGUGAGUCUGUUCUGUGCGUGUGUCGCGUUGAAGAUGGUUCAUGUUUAACACUUCAGAGAUUAUAAACCUGCAGGUCACACACAUAGACCGUACACUGGUGCGGCUUCAGUUGCCAAAGUCGUACUAAAACAUUUUGGUAAUACAGUAAUAUCGUCAAUCCCGGUAAAAUCCUGAGACGGUUUAACAGUAUCAAAAUUUGGAUACCUCCCAACCCUACUAUAAGGCGCACUUAAAACCCUUUCAUUUUCUCAAAAAUUCAACAGUGUGCCUUAUGUAUUAAUUCUGGUUGUGCUUACUGACCUCAAACCGAUUUUAUGUGGUACACGGCGCUCAAAAAUCUGUCAAAAUGUUUUAGUACGACUUUGGUAAACUACGAAGCCACACCACUUGAUGGAUUGUCGGAGCAUUACAGCUACUGUAGUCUGGAGUAAAGGGCGAAGCAUAGUUCUGCGUUGACUCAACACACAUCACCGCCAUCGCCUUGUCACAGAGAGAACACUCAUAUUCCAAUGAGUCGUGUCCUUUAGUCCGUCAGAAGUUGAACAGCAUCAACGCACAAGGAGUGAGCUGUGUUUUUCAGCACUUAUAGUUUAUUAAAUGAGCCAUAUGGUUUUAACUUUAGCUUCUGUAAAAUGUAAACAAAUGAGCGCAAAGCUGCAUUAAACACAUUAUUACUCAAUGUAUAUUUGAGUCGUCCUCAUUAGGAAAUAAAAAAAACAUUACUUAUUGAUUCUGCACAUAUCUGCCAUGUUUUUCAGUCCACUGUGAUAUUUGUUUCCUUUCUUUUUUUUUUUUUUCCUCCUGUGAAAAUGCCAAAGGACUGAAAACCUGUGAUUAUUAUUUUAAUUUUUUUAGUUUUCGUUGUUCAAGCUGUGUGAUUUGAAACCUUAAACAAACACUAAGUACAUUUUUCUUUGCCCGGGAUGUUAUGCAAGACAAAUCUAAAACACUGUACCUGAUUUUUACCUCAAAACAUGAAAAACAGAACUAGUUUAAACAGUUUGCAGUGGUCUGAAGUUUUUCCUCACUUAUUUAUGCAUUUUGAGCUUUCUAAUUCUUCACCAUGAUCAGUUUAGAACCACUUUUCACAACUUUCAGGGGCCAAAGCGGAGUAUUGCCAUAACAGUGAUGCCAGCAACAGCUAUCAUGCUCACCGUGCACUUCCUGAUUAUCUUACAGUUCACAGCAGACUUAUUUUGACCUCAAGAUCUGCUUAUACAAUAUAUCUGUCCUGAGGUAAGACAUAUUUUUGCUCAAAUCCAUUGAAAAAACUCAGGUACAGGCCCUUUCUGUAAGUAUGCGGUGUGUAAAUUUUUGCUUUGUUUGGAAUGUUUCACAAAAUGACAAUGUAAGAAAGAAAAAUUGUGUAACGCUAUAUUCUGUGACAUUGCGGCAAAUUUAUAAUAACUCUAAGGAAACACACAGGGAUGUUUGAUUAUGGCAAAAAUAACAGUCAUGAUUAUUCGGCUCAUGAGUUAAGUCAUUUUGUUUAUAUUUGAGAACUCCUUUAUCAUAAAUAUCGUGAAAAAUAUUGAGCUCAAAAUUGAUCUUUAACACUUAUUUGUCAGUUGGCGUUCUCUGCCUUUGUAUCAUGAGUCAAAAAUAAAGAGUCAUGCAAAGACAAAAGGCAGUAACAGUGCAUGUUUCGUUUGUGAUUUAGUUAAUAAAUAUAUUUUACUGUAAAA